This is a messenger RNA of Somion occarium, 2394 nucleotides long. The record is from the annotation of a GenBank genome assembly. Lineage: Eukaryota; Fungi; Basidiomycota; Agaricomycetes; Polyporales; Cerrenaceae.
ACCAUAAUCUCCAGUGCAACUACUGUACUGUACCCUUUGUUCUGCUGAUUUCAACGGUUUGCAGGCUGAAAGGACGAGAUAGUUCAAUUGGAACAAGCUAGAUCUUCUGAAGUCUUAUUUUAUCCUUCGUCGUCAUGCAACUGAUAGAUCCGAACACACUUCCCUUGGAAGCAUGAAAAGACUACCUGUUUCUCGACUUCUUUCUUCACCUACUUUCUUGUUAUACCUUCGGGUACUCAUUCUCUCGCUCGGGUGUCAGUCCGCUUUGUGACUCACCGCCAGUCAUUCCUUUUGCUCUAUGCUAUUCAGGUUUCGCUAUGUUCACAUUGUAUAACACUGUUCUUCUCCUGGCGCUCCCACUCUGCGCGUUUUCUGUACCGAUUCUCCCACUUCGUUCUAAUGCUACUGAGGCUGCAUCAUCGGUCACUCUCAAUUCAACAUCAAGCUCGUCUUCUUCAACUGCGAACCUUGCUGCAACUAACAUUUCUCAAUCGGCUUCUUUCCUCACAUUUUCAGUGUCAGCGUCAGCGGCGCCAACGUUGAUCCCGGACUCACAAUCUGCGCAGAGCUCAGGCAUAGAGGAUGCAACCUCUGAACCAACUACCAUCCCCGGUGCCACUGGAGAUUCCGAGACAGCCGAUGCUGCCACUUUGCAAUCCACUAGCGUGGCAGCUUAUACUCUGGCAGAAAAACCUUCCAGUACUUCCCAGUCGUUCUCUACAUCCUUUACAGAUGAAUUGACGACGUUGUCAUCGUUCGGCAUCGGGGCAACGCCACAAUUAGUUUCCUUCUCGGGCAGCUUCACAGUGCCGACUCUGCCGAGCACGGUAUCACUGAGCCAGAUCUCGUCUACCAACUCUGAGAUGGGCUCUCCUGGGCAGAGCGCCACUUCAACCUCCUUCACUUUCGGCGUUUCUCCGAGAUCUUCCAGCCUCUUUUCUUCAAAGACUCCAUCGACGGACAGUACUUCUCAGACCACUUUAUCACCAGGUUUCACCUCUUCUUUCACUGCCUCCACGGAUAUAUCUCCAAUCCCCUCCUCGUCUAUAGGCUCAUCCUCCCAGGGCUUGGCUUUGACAACUUUUGAGCCGACCUCUACACCGAGCUUGGUAACUUCGUCCGUUUCAUCAGCUGAACCAUCAUCCACUUUCAGCUUGAGUUCGGUUUUCGAACCAACUAUUUCUUCCUCGAGCCCGUUCUCAGGCUCGUUCACCAUCUCCGCCACAGCCUUACCAUCCGUAAGUGCACCCCUAUCAGGAUCAUCCACCUUGACAAGUUUCGGUGAUGCAUCCUCAUCUUCAUCCGGUGCACCUCUGCCUCUGUCGACCCCAUCUAUGAGCACAACUAAGAUUCCUGUUGAAGCUACGACUUCCGUGGAUAGCUUCAGCACCACCCAAUCCUCAAGUGUAACCGAACUUCCCGCCGAAACAACCUCCUCGCCUGACAGCACAGCCAUUGCGACUAGCACUCAAGAGCCUUCUGGAUUAAGUAGUUUUAUCACUCCAUCAACUGGAGAUUCCACCAUCAUCAGCGCGAGUCCUACAACGAUCAGCAUGUCAUCUAUAUCAGCAAGUUCCAGUCCUUCCAUCUCAUCCAGGAUAUCCGGCGUCAAACCAUCGCAUACGGGAUAUCCUCAUGUCCCCGUUCCCAUACCCACUACAGGUCCAACGGAGAUCUCUGCAUAUCUUAGCGGUCACAACAGCGUUCGUGCCGAACAUGGCGCCGAUCCUCUCAAUUGGUCUGAAGACCUCGCUGCGAAGGCGAGGUCUUGGGCAGAGGGAUGUCAGUUCAGACACACGGAUGGCGCAUUGGGACCCCUUGGUGAUAACCUCACCGCGGGCACGGGGGACUUCACAGCAGCAAAGGCUGUGGCUAAAUUUACCGAUGAAGCCUAUGAUCCCAAACAUCCCAGUUUCAAUCAUCUGACGCAAGUGAUAUGGAAGUCUACUACUGAAUUGGGCUGCGGUGUUGCGCUCUGUGAUAAUAUCUUCCGGAAGAUACCAGGGCCUGCGAUGUAUCAUGUAUGCCUGUAUAACCCAGUCGGCAACGUCGUGGGGCAGGAAAGCGUCAAUGUUCAAGCAUAGUUGUGCAGGACACUUGUUCCAACACGGACCUGGAAACAUCACAACUCAAAAAAACAACAUAGUCUUUACGUGAUAAGUUAUUGUGUAUGCCGGGACCUCAUGCCUUUGGAUACCUCCUGUUAAUCAAAUCUGGGAGGUAUGCGUACUCCAGGAGGGUUCGUUACUGAACAACGUAGAUCGUGUGUAUUUUUGUUGUGCUAGAGUUUUCGAUUUCUGCUAUUACUGGGAGGCAGAGUAGGUAGACCUUCAAAAUAGUCGAAAUAUUCAGCCUCCUUUUCAGUAUGACAUUAUAAAGCCUCGUUGUGCAUAC